This is a messenger RNA of Molossus molossus (Pallas's mastiff bat), 1707 nucleotides long. RefSeq names its product zinc finger protein 524 (gene ZNF524). Lineage: Eukaryota; Metazoa; Chordata; Mammalia; Chiroptera; Molossidae. The transcript is spliced from 2 exons. Gene Ontology annotation, cellular component: nucleus. Bases 342 to 1130 code for a protein of 262 amino acids. The record is from RefSeq and is a predicted model, not a curated record.
CAGGUGAUAGCGCAGAUGAGGGCAGCUCUGAGCCCGGCCCCUCCUGGGUAGGAUGUUAGAGGUGCACCAGGAGAAAAGAGAAAUCGGAGUCCGCCGACUGCGAUAGCGAGAGAGGAGGACAGAGCAGGUUCCAUCUUGUCCUCAGCCCUCCAGGGGGCUUUGAAGCUUAUCAGGCGCCAUGUUAGUUACGGGAAGGAGCAGCCAUUUUCCCGCUCCUCGUCCUUUCGGUACCUGUGUUUAUUGAGUCCCCGGCUGGGUGCUUUGUGGGAGGAAAGGCAUUGCUACCUGGUUAGGAUGUGUUGCCCGGCUCCAGUACCCAGACCCAAGUCCUCCACUGCUCAAUGGACACCCCCAGCCCAGACCCGUUGCCUUCGCCUUUGCCCGGGGAGGAAGAGAAACCUCUGGCCAUACCUCCUUCUGUUCCCCGGGGCCGCCGGGCUGACCGUCCUGGAGGAGCCACUUCCUCCACUCAGACGCUCAAGGCCAGCCUCCCUCGCAAGCGGGGCCGCCCCCCCAAGUCAGGGCAGGAACCCCCGGUGGUGCAGGGGGUGACAGCCCAGGUGGGCAGCAGUGAUGGCAAUGACCUCCUGCUGAUUGAUGAUCAGGGUGUGCCCUAUACAGUCUCUGAAGGGUCAGCAGCUGAUGGGCCUGAGGGCUCUGGCCCUAGGAAGACCCCGCACUUCUGCCCGGUGUGCCUGCGGGCCUUCCCCUACCUCUCGGACCUGGAGCGCCAUAGCAUCUCGCACUCGGAGCUGAAGCCACACGAGUGCAAGGACUGCGGCAAGACCUUCAAGCGGUCCAGCCACCUGCGGCGACACUGCAAUAUCCAUACAGGCUUGCGGCCCUUCCGCUGCCCACUCUGUCCCCGCCGCUUCCGUGAGGCGGGCGAGCUGGCUCACCACCACCGAGUCCACUCUGGGGAGCGUCCCUACCAGUGCCCGAUCUGCCGGAUGCGCUUCACAGAGGCCAACUCUCUCCGGCGCCAUGCCAAACGCAAGCAUCCGGAGGCCAUGGGGGAACCCAUGUGUCCCCCAGACCCAGGGCCUGAGCCACCAUGGGACCACGAGAGCAUCCUGGCGACAGAAGGAGCCGAGGAGGAGGAAGAGCCAGAGGGGAAAGAGCUGGCCUGAUCCACACCCCCGGCCACCCCUCCCUGGACCAGGUUUAGAGCUGGGGGUUCAGCUGGUGCUGCGCCUGGGUAGGGAGGCUGGGACACCCUUCUGUCUGGUCUUCCUGUUGUGGGAGGGGGUUGCAGGUGAGGACCUAAACUUCUGGGCCCUGCUGCCUUCUGCCACCCUCUGCCGGACUGACAGGCCCUUGGAGGCAGGGGCCAUGGAAAUAAAUCACUGCCUUCUGGCUUCCUGUGUGUUCAGUGAUGGUACUAGGGUUGGCCCUCCUCUACUCCUCCUUUCAAGUGCCCUUCUGCUGCUACACUACCCAUGGGAGUGUGUGGAAUUCGGGGGAACCCCAUGUCAUGUGCCUCAUUAACUUGGUGCUAAAGAAGUGGCUUGGGGGUAGCCUUUGGCCCCUCUCCCACCUCCAGCAGACCCCAAAGCACUCCGCUAAAUAUCCAUUCUAAAACAUUGAGCUUUCUGUGCAGACGUGACUCUAGGACAUGAUUCCAGAUUUCUAGAAAUUCUAUACUCAUCACUUUGCCCCAUCUCUUUUUCCCGACCGUGUUUGGAAGGAAAAACUGAGUUAAUCUGU